Magnusiomyces paraingens is the source of this 909-nucleotide messenger RNA. RefSeq lists its product as uncharacterized. Lineage: Eukaryota; Fungi; Ascomycota; Dipodascomycetes; Dipodascales; Dipodascaceae. The transcript has a single exon. The record is from RefSeq and is a predicted model, not a curated record. Bases 1 to 909 code for a protein of 302 amino acids.
AUGGCCAACAAUCUAAGACGGGCCACAAACACCACUACCACUACCAACAAACAAAACGGUGGAGCUUCAACAACAAAUUUUGGUAUGGAUGGGCUCGCUGUAUCUUAUGAAAUCUACAGGCAUUCCAAAAAAACAUCGGGCAGCCACCCCCUCAAAAAAGUGAGUCGGCUUUCUCGCUCAGCAGUACCAGAAACAACCCCACGCCAGGCCAAACAGAAAAUUCCUCCACCAGCACCGGUACAAUCACCCUACCACAAACUUGUGAUGCUGACUACUGCAAUCACAAAAGCAGUCGGCCAAACUCUAGGUGAACCCAAUAAUAAGAACCCCCAGAGUGCGUACCGACAGUUAAUUAUGCAACAGCAGAACCAUGUGGAGCCGCUGGCACAUACACUGCACGAGUUUGUGGAUACGUUACAAGUGGGGCUUUCUCGGGAACUGUUGUGUACGACCCAAGUUCAAGACAAAGCAGUAGAGGGAGGGUCUGUUAAGGGAUCAAGUAAUAAGACGACACUGAAAAAGAGUUCCAAGUCGAAAAAGAGCAUGACCAUGUCCAAAUCGCAGACCAGCAGUAAAAAAAGGGGAGCUCUUGAGGAAGAAUCUAGCAAGAAAUUAUCUGCAACACCCAAGGCACAAGAAAAAAGUAAUAAACGGCCCAAUCUUGGGGGGGAUAGUAGUGCGGCCGUUAAUCAAUCCAAACUGUCGCUUAAACAAAAGCGACUUUCCAUGGAAGGUAAGUCGUCCAAAAAGGCCAAACGGGUGGCAGAAGCGGCAACAGAUGAAAAUACAGAACCCAAGAGUUUAUCAUCUGACAAGAGUCGGCCAAAGUCUAAAAAGACACCGUCCAAGACGAGUUUGCAUGUAGAAAAGGCGUCAAGCAAGUCGACCGAUACAAUAAUUAUAGAUUAA